CGUAACAGAAACGCGAUGGCUUCCUCUUUGGCUUCUCCGUCUCCUCCUCCUCCUCCUCGAACAGCUCACGAUGGCGUCGAUGGUCGAUCCCCGCCUCGUCCUCCUCUCCGUAGCUUCUCUUCUCCUUGUCCUCCUUCUUCCCCUGCCCGCUGCCGAUGUCGAGUGUUGCAAAAAGGGAGCUGAUUAUCCAGUUAAGGUUGGUGGUGUUGAUAUAUCUCCAGAUUCAAUUGCACGGGGAAAGUCAGCUACAUUCACUAUCUCAGCAAACACUGAAACUCAUGGAUCUUUGCAAGAAGACGUCCUGCCCUGUCUCUGCUGGUGACUUUGUACUAUCUCACCAGCAGACUUUUACCAUCAUUUACCCCACCGUAUCGGGUUUGUAUCUGUUGAUGAUAACUGAAUGCAAUCCAAAUGAGUCCUCGAAAGAAUGGAGCUCUCGGGCCCUCAAUUCCAGCUUGGGGAUCUCCAGGGUUCACUUAUGCACGACAUCAUCUGCAGGAGCAAUCUUUGGUUUCACGUAUUCGAUCCGCAACCAGAUGGAAUCCUCAAUUAAAACGCUUCAUCAUCUGAGCGUCAUGCCAAAGUACGUGACUAGAAUUAUUUUUGCAUGUCAAAUGAAAUGCAAUCUAUUCAAGAAAUCUACCAUUUUGUCACCAUUUUCCUCGCACACAUGCUUUCUCUUCUGGUAUGUGUAACAGUAGAAGCCAAAAACAAGUCUUACAUAUUAAAGAAAAAGCCACAUAACUGUCAGAUGGGAAACAUGAGAAAGAAUUUUCUUAAAGUAAGGAAAACGAUUUUGUCACCAUGGUGAAUUCAAACAGGCUCUCACGACUCAUAUGUGCAACAGUAAGAGGCCAAAAACAAGAUUUGCAUAUUAAAGAUAAAAGCUACAAAACAUUUCCAAUGAAGUUAUAAAAAAAAAAAAAACUGUCAGUCAGAUUGCAAUUUAAUUAUGAGUGAGAAUUUUCU
Messenger RNA from Musa acuminata AAA Group (dessert banana), 969 nucleotides. RefSeq lists its product as uncharacterized. The record is from RefSeq and is a predicted model, not a curated record. Lineage: Eukaryota; Viridiplantae; Streptophyta; Magnoliopsida; Zingiberales; Musaceae. Bases 156 to 695 code for a protein of 179 amino acids. The transcript is spliced from 5 exons.